AUGGGCACCUGGGGAAGGUGGGCCUGGUGUCCAGGGGCCAUCGACCUGCCCGACUCUCUUUCGUGGGCUCCGGGACAACCGGACAAUAAUCAGACCAACGAGAAUUGCCUUCAUUUGCAAGUGACGAAAAAUGCGAGCGGAAUAAUUUUGUCAGACCGGAACUGCAGCCUCAAGUACGUCAUGGCUUGCCAGUUGGAUUGGUUGGGCGCGUGGAAUUAUUGCUGCUCCAUUGGAAUGAAACUGGCCUCGAUUGAGGCUCUUGAGGAAUUGAGUUGUCUCACGAAUAUGGUUGCGAAAUAUCCCAGAGCAGUCUACCCUGAUCAAUGUGGAAGGGAUUUCUGGACAUCUGGCACAAAUAGAGGUUGUCCAGGAGCUCACGUUUGGUGUUCUGACGACGAAAAAUUAAACAAGGAGGAAAUAGCAAACUGGAAAAACGGGAAAAUGCCCUCGGAGAGUGCUGAUCAGUGCAUUUUCAUUAAUUUGUCAAAUUCAACUUUGAGUGAGACCUAUUUAGGUGCUGACUCUUGUAACAAGCAAAAACAGUUUCUCUGUGAAGCCUUGCAACCGGGAAAUAAAUCGGUUCAAAUCGCGCGCUCUUGCUCGGAAAUUUGGAAUGUGACAGAAAAUGAAGUGAAUGAUAUUAUCAUGAAUCCAAGCGGCGACGUCGUCAACCAAACACGCAAUCUCAAAUGUUAUCUAAGGUGCUGCGGGAAAAAGGGGAACGUGAUAAAAAACGGGUCACUGGUGACGGAUGAAAUUUUGCGCAACUUGGAGGACUUGACGGCCGAUGACCCGCAAGCAAUGCAGAAUAGCUUUGAAAAAUUUGAUUCCUGCACUUCCAUUCAGUCCACUGACGAAUGCAACACGAUGGCCCAGAUGUUCCAAUGUGGAAAGAAAAAUGAUCCAGACCUGACUUUCGGUCUCGUAACUGCCAUCAAAGGAGACGCCACUGUUUCAGUAACUGCUACAGGGGGAAUUAAAACCGGCAAUAGAGUAUGUCCUCUUUAUCUAGCAGCAAGUUGUGUACCAAACCAAGCAAAUAUUGAUGAACUAAAAACCACGGGAAAAUCUUUGGGGGGAGGAGUCUUGUUACCAUCGAAUGGCAAAAAAUACUUUAUGAAAUAUAUCUUAGGAAUUAUGGACUUUCAAGCAGAAGCAGACUACUGCUGCAAACUUGGCAGCCACCUUGCAAUUUUCGAAAGCUUAGCGGAUUUCAACGCUUUUAUGCCUAGCUGGCAAGAUGCUAACGGCGACUUGACUUUCAUUGGAGCGACUUUCGACAACGGCGAUGGCACCGACAGCUGGUGCUUGAACUUUAAGAAGCUGCCAGCAGGAUUGAUCACAGAUAUCAACACAUUUUAUCGCAACCAGCAGUGGAACUCGACUUUUCUAUUUUUGAAUCAUAACGGUGCAUUAAGAAUAGUUCCGACAGGAAUUGGGGCUCACCGAGUUUUAUGUGGCCCACUUCCCUACUAAUUUAUCUGAAUUUUGAUUAAAUUAUUCCAAUCGUAGAAAACCUUUUCGAUAAUUAUUGGAUUCUAGACAUUUUUCUAUUAUAUGUGUGAUUGAUUUUGUGUU
Messenger RNA from Cloeon dipterum, 1578 nucleotides. RefSeq lists its product as uncharacterized. NCBI's taxonomy places the organism in Eukaryota, Metazoa, Arthropoda, Insecta, Ephemeroptera, Baetidae. Gene Ontology annotation, molecular function: odorant binding. The record is from RefSeq and is a predicted model, not a curated record. The coding region runs from base 1 to 1476 and encodes 491 amino acids. The transcript is spliced from 12 exons.